Schistocerca cancellata (South American locust) is the source of this 753-nucleotide messenger RNA. RefSeq lists its product as uncharacterized. Bases 26 to 589 code for a protein of 187 amino acids. Lineage: Eukaryota; Metazoa; Arthropoda; Insecta; Orthoptera; Acrididae. The record is from RefSeq and is a predicted model, not a curated record. The transcript is spliced from 5 exons.
UCGCACGGCAUUGCUAGUCUGCUCGAUGGGGUCUUUGAAGCUGCUGCUGGUGGUGGUCUGGGCGCUCUGUAGGGGCGUCAUCGUGGUGGCGGAUAUCAGGAUUACGGGCCCGUACGAGAUCGACUUAGAGUUGUUUUCACCAUGCACUGAUAUUGGCAGUCUUGAUAUUAAAUUCGAUGUGUCCUACGGUUUUAAACAUUGCAGAGUUGCUUACAAUGGAAACCUGACGUUUCCAUAUGAUGAAGACGACGAGGAACUGAUGACUACAAUUAGAUUUGACAAGUGGGGCAGUACUGCUGGCUGGUCAUAUGAAGGUACUUUGGAGAGAUAUGACAUUAUGACAUUCCUGCUUACCUACUUUCCAAAUGCCUUCAAAAGUUUCUAUGGCAGCAUGGGCAUUACAGGAAAACCAAUGCCGGCCGGUACCUACCAAAUGGUGAACUUCAAUCCGAGGGGGCUAAAACUUGUUAACCUUCCUGAAUUGCCGUAUGGUCAUUUCAGGUUAACGGCGAAACAAUCCAAAGAUGAUAAUCUGUUAGGUUGUCUGGAGUUUCGUGUCGACGUCAGGGAGAUCCCAUCAUAUAGAUAGCAGGUAACUUGAAGAAAGGCAAAAAAGGCAUGCGCAUCAUCGGCUGAAGCACAAGGAAACAGGACUAAAUCACCUGACUGGAUCAGCAGAAAAAUAAAUAUAUAAAUGAAGUAAAAACAAAAUAAUAGAAAUUAAAAAUUAAAAUAAAUAAGAAAGUAAGAAUC